AUGUCCACCUCCAAAAGCCGCUGGUCUGGUCAGGUCACGGUGGAGAACUCACUAAACCGGUUUGCCGACACAUACAGUAGACCUGACCUGUCCUUUUGCACCAUAGAGAAAGAUAAGUACAAUAUAAUACUGCAGAACACCAGAGGAAAAACCAAGUCCGUAGAGACCAGCAGGGGGCAGGCCUUCCACCAGGAAACUUCCAGCCCUGUGUCCUUGUCCUGGGCGGGUCUCGGGGCGGGUCUAUGGGCGGGUCUCGGGGCGGGUCUUGAGGGCGGGUCUCGGGGGCGGGUCUCGGGGGCGAGUCUAGGGGCAGCGCAGCCUGGCCAGGAGGUAGGUGAGGCUGAGGCAGAGCCAGAGCAGCAGCAGGUGGGGGCUGAGGGCCAGCAGGGGCAGGCCGUACAGCAGACUGGGGUCCAGGCGAACGUCCCGCACCGGCAGAAGUCCGCUCAGGUUCUUCUGGAUCACCCCUUCCCUGGUGCCCACGCUGUCCCGAGCAGAGGGGCCAGCAGGGGGCAGUAUGGAGAGGGAGGAUGGGGGGGGGUAAAACCAAACAAAAUGGACAGAACAAGCAAGCUUGAGCAGCAGCCUCCAUUCACUCGUCUUCUGCUGGUCUUGUUACGAACAGAAACGGCCACCAUGGUGAAAAAAGAUGCGAAUAAGCCCAAGGGCAAGAUGUCCUCAUACGCCUUCUUCGUCGCCACCUGCCGCGAGGAGCACAAAAAGAAGCACCCCGCGACCAGUGUGAACUUCGCAGAGUUCUCCAAGAAGUGCUCUGAAAGAUGGAAGACCAUGUCCGGAAAGGAGAAGUCAAAGUUCGAGGAUCUGGCAAAGACAGACAAAGUGAGAUACGACCGCGAGAUGCAAGACUACAUCCCUCCUAAAGGAAUGGGCAAGAAGGGCAAAAAGAAGGACCCCAACGCACCCAAGAGGCCACCAUCUGCCUUCUUCGUGUUCUGCUCAGACCACCGUCCCAAAAUCAAAGAGGACAACCCCGGCAUUUCCAUCGGUGACAUCGCCAAGAAGCUGGGAGUCAUGUGGUCCACGCAGACGGCCAAAGACAAGCAGCCGUACGAAGCCAAGGCCGCCAAGCUCAAGGAGAAAUAUGAGAAGGACGUGGCUGCCUACAGAGCAAAGAGCGGAUCCGGGGGAAGCAACGCCGGCAAGAAGGGCGGUCCCGGACGGCCCGCCCCCAAGAAGGCCGAGCCAGAGGACGACGACGAUGAUGACGAGGAUGAUGAGGAAGACGAGGACGAAGACGACGAUGAUGAAGAUGACGACUAG
This is a messenger RNA of Knipowitschia caucasica, 1281 nucleotides long. NCBI's taxonomy places the organism in Eukaryota, Metazoa, Chordata, Actinopteri, Gobiiformes, Gobiidae. The record is from the annotation of a GenBank genome assembly.